AUGGCGUACUCGUCCCGUGGGGUCCUCAAUGUGGUGGUGGUGGUGGUGCUUGCCAUCCUCAUGGACCUUCUGCAGAGUUCUGAAGCCCUCAAUCCCAGCUGCAAUCAUUUGGCCGAUGAAGGGACGGCCGUCGAAUAUGUAGAGCGGGCGCUGAAGUUCUACUACGAGGUACAGGAUGACAUUUGCCUGCCCUUCUUCUACAAGGGCAACGGCGGAAAUGCCAAUCGCUUCACUCGGUUUCGCGACUGCAUGAAGACGUGUUCUAAGCGAGUGAUCCAGCUGUACCCUGCCGGAGACAAGGUGUGCAUCCUUCCCCCGGACAAAGGCGUUUGCCUGGCUCACCUGCUCAGGUGGCACUACAACAGCACGCAGAGGGUGUGCAACGUGUUUCUGUACGGCGGCUGCGGUGGCAACGGGAACCACUUCCAGUCUCUGGAGGAGUGCCAGAAGAUGUGCUCGCCGCUCUCGAUGAGGACCAUGGUGGAGAAGUCAGCUGCUUUGUCGGGCCCUUCUGGAUUGGACACAGGAGCUGUCACCGGGAUUGUCCUGGGCUGUAUGUUUGCAGCUACGGUGGCCGCCACCUUAACUGUAUUCUUCUUGCGAAGAAAAAAGCGUUCUGGCAAAAAGAAAGUGAAUGGAGAGGCGGUUGAAAUGAGUUAAACACAAGAAGCACAGGUUUACAGAAUGCCGUAUCGUGAGGCAAAUAAUUGUGAUCGAAUUACAAAGUAAAAACAAAACACGUUGACGUGGCUUUACAAUGUCUACUACUAUGCACCUACUCAAAUAAGCACGUACUCUUUUUUGCAAUGGUGCUUUAAAAUUACUUUUUUUAAAUAAUCGUACAUGAUGUAACAGGAAUCUUCAUUUCAAUUGGUCUCUUAUGCAAGCGUAAUAUCUCUGUAGCACUGAAGCUUAAUCUCUAUGUAGUUUUGAGAUCAUUUGGUUCUUGUUUUCUACCAAAUGCAAAUUGUAUUAAAACAUUUUAUUGUAAUCGCACCUGGCGAUUUAGCUUCGCGGCAUGUAAGAUUCAGCACCGAUGGUAAAUCCAGGUAUAAAUAAACAAUGCAAUAAAACCUAGCACAGUGAGGUGUGCAAUGUUUAGUGAGUGCUAACGCCAUUAGGCUCACUUUCACUUUGCUUCAUCAUGUUCCAUUGCCUAUUAAGUUGACAUCUUCAUUCGUAACACAAUUCUAACGCUGUAAAUUAAACACUGUAAAAAAAUAACAACCAAUAAUUUACAGCCAUUUGCCAAUCCACUGCAGGAGGAAUGCCCCCACCAUGACGUGUUGUUCGUGGGGGUUGUUUGACCAUACUUCACUACAAUUGUCAGUACAGCCUGCCGUUGGUGGCGUUUGUAUGUGUGGGGUACCGUACAUGGCAAGUGGGUUAUAAUGGGGUGGGUGGAGAUGGGUGUAAACAGGUGCAGGCUACUGCACGAGGGAAGGUUCUAGAAGGGAGGUAGGAGAAGGUGGAGUCUGCUGGAAGAAUCUUCCGGGGGAAGUGCUGGAAGUUACCGGGACGUGCCCGAGAGGGUGUAGAAGGGGGGAGCUAGGCCCGGCGCUCGGGGACUGAAGGACAACUGCAGGUGGACGACAUCGGGGCCGACUGUUGGAGAUCGACAUCGUGGAAAUCAUCGGGGCCGACUGUUCGAGAUCUACAUGGUGGAAACCAUCAAGACGGACUGUUCGAGGUUAAUCUCGUGGAAACCACCGGGGCUGCAGAUAGCCUUGUGGAACGUGUUAGUCGUACUCUCGCCUUGUAAAUACGCUAAUGUCAAAUAAAUCGUCUAGAAAAUGAAACCUGCGAAGGAGCUUCGUAUGUUGAACUUCCUUCGCACCGUACGUAGCUAACCGUGCUGAUCGAAGGCGCAGGGGAAGGACGGCAAACGCAACAUAAAAAUCAGUUCAAAAUCUUAAGAAAUUCGUUUUAAAUCUAGAAUGGUUUGGAGAGAGGUCAGGACUGGUUCAGAUCCCACUCACAACUGACACUCGUUGAAAAUAAAACUGCUCAUGAUUAUUAAUGAGGGGGGGUGUUCAAUGAAGAGUGACGUCACUUGUGCAUGAUUAUUAGUGAGGGCGGGGAGUAUUCCAUAUUGAAUGACGUCACCCACUCAUGAUUAUUAAUGAGAAGGGGUAGGGGGGGUGUCCAUUUGGUGGACGUCACCUGCUCAUGAAUAUUAAUGAGGGUGGCUGGUCGACGUGGAGUGAUGUCAGGAGCGUUAAGGACAGACAUUCCUGGGUGAUUAUAGUCGGUAUGUUGAGGUGUUUUUGUUGCCACUGCCAACACAACAUCGCAAAAUAAUUUGUCAAAUUACAAUACAUAUAUCCUCAAACAGGAAGCUCAUUGGGGCCGUCCAUAAAUGACGUCACGCGAUUUUUGACGAUUUUUGAUCC
This is a messenger RNA of Petromyzon marinus (sea lamprey), 2393 nucleotides long. Its product is annotated as boophilin-G2-like. The record is from RefSeq and is a predicted model, not a curated record. Gene Ontology annotation, molecular function: serine-type endopeptidase inhibitor activity. Lineage: Eukaryota; Metazoa; Chordata; Hyperoartia; Petromyzontiformes; Petromyzontidae.